Molecule: messenger RNA, 1029 nt
Organism: Vicia faba (fava bean)
Lineage: Eukaryota; Viridiplantae; Streptophyta; Magnoliopsida; Fabales; Fabaceae
Source: the annotation of a GenBank genome assembly
AUGGCUGCAAUUGAGGCGUUUUCGAAGAGUUUGAUUGAGGAAGUGCAUAAAUGGGGGUGUUUGAAACAGACUGGUUUUCUUCAGAAGGAACUUGCUAUUAGGAUUGCUAGGAGAGCUAUCGAACUUGAGAGUCUUCCUUAUGGCUUGUCACAAAGACCUGCUGUCUUGAAGGUUAGGGAUUGGUAUGUGGAUUCAUUCCGCGACAUUAGAUCCUGCCCGGAGAUCAAGAAUAUGAAGGAUGAAAAAGAGUUCACUGAUGUUAUUAAGGCCAUCAAAGUGAGACACAACAAUGUCGUACCUACAAUGGCAUUGGGUGUUCAGCAAUUGAAAAAAGAGUCAAAGAUGGAUAGUGAAGAUCUGAUGGAGAUUCAUCAGUUCCUUGAUCGAUUUUACUUGUCAAGAAUUGGAAUUCGCAUGCUUAUAGGGCAGCAUGUUGAACUUCACAAUCCCAACCCUCCUCCUCAUGUCGUUGGUUAUAUACAUACAAAAAUGUCUCCUGUGGCGGUGGCGAGGCAUGCUAGCGAGGAUGCGCGCUCUAUAUGCUUGCGUGAAUAUGGAAGCGCUCCUGAUAUCAAUAUAUACGGCGAUCCUGAAUUUACUUUUCCGUAUGUUCCAGCUCACUUGCAUCUGAUGGUAUUUGAGUUGGUUAAGAACUCGCUGCGUGCUGUCCAAGAGCGUUAUAUGGAUUCUGACAAAGCUUCACCUCCCAUAAGAAUAAUAGUUGCUGAUGGACUAGAGGACGUUACCAUAAAGUUGUCGGACGAGGGAGGUGGAAUACCUAGAAGUGGACUGCCCAAAAUCUUUACAUAUCUGUACAGUACUGCCAGAAACCCAUUGGAUGAGCAUGCAGAUCUUGGAGUAGCUGAUAGUGUGACAACAAUGGCUGGAUAUGGUUAUGGAAUACCUAUUAGUCGUCUAUAUGCUCGGUAUUUCGGAGGCGAUCUUCAAAUAAUCUCUAUGGAAGGAUACGGGACUGAUGCAUAUCUUCAUUUGUCUCGUUUGGGUGAUUCACAAGAACCUUUGCCCUGA